GACAGGUUUCGCAGUCUACACGGACGGACGGACGAGUGGGCACGGCGGCCGCCAUGUCAUUGACGCUGUCUGUCUUGGUAUGUAUGUACACCCACCACACAUGCACAGACAGAUAGACGCUGUGCUCUCCAUGCGUCCCUCUUCUGCCUUCCAUUAUUCCAUGCGAAAGACAGACUAACGACAAGAGCUACUACGUCGCAAUGAAUGACAAAAAAUCAAACACUCACUGACUGCAUCACCACCCCUGGCCCGCCACACGGGUUGACCAGGGCUGCAAACUGCGGUCCCUUAAGGUCACGCACGCACGCAUCGAUAUAUAUCAUGACUGGACGCGUGUGACUUUGACCCCAGCAGCCUUGACCCGUCUGCCUGACGGCAGCGUCAUGUACUCCCCAUCAUCUUCCUGCCGCUUUUCCGCACUCCUCCUGGCCUUAUCAGCCACUGGCUUCGCAUCAAGCUUGGCCGCCCUCGACGGCGGUGGUGCCCCCGGUGCACCCUCACCAAUGCGCUUCCCAUACCUGAACCAAACCCACACAGUGACGGGACAGAGCAAAUGAAUGACGGGUCUGUCGCCAUAUACUAGUUCGUUCUGUGCUGUGGAUGAGAGUGUAUGUGUGUCUGACCGUUCCUCCAUUUUGUCCAGGACUCUGUUUGCCACGGGGUGGUUGGCGUCGAGCUUGAGGACCGUUUGGAAGGUCUCCAGCGACGAGGGCAGGUCACCCUGCAACGCGUAUGCAUGACCUGAUGGAUGCAUGGAUGGAUGGAACAACAGACACAACACACCACAUCACAUCACCAUGGCCACACCAGCGGUCUUCCCGCAUAUAUCGGCGCGGUGCUCACCGAGGUUGCUGUGUGCCGUGAUGUAGUCGGGCACCAGUCGUAUGGCCUGUUUGUAGUAGUGGAUGGCCUCGUCAGUCUUCUUGAGCCUGAAGUAGGCCAGCCCCACCGCGUUGCUCAGCACCGCCCGGCCGAGCGUGUCGAGCGGGUUCCACAGCUCCUUUGCCAGAGUGAAGGUCAGCGCCGCCUCCUCAAACAUGCCGCGAGAGAGGAACGACCUGCCGAUGCCGUACAAGACCUCACCCGAACCCUUCUGCUGAUCCUGCGUAUGUAUCGGACACACACAAGCCAUCCAUCCAUCCAUCCUCAGUGGCAGCCCUCCUUGCUUCCUUCCCCGCUCAGUCACCUCCUCCUCUAUCUGUUUGUUGAGUGUCCUCAGCCGCUGCUCCAGCUGCACGUUGCCCAGCACGUUGCGCGUGCCCGGGAAGACAAACAGCGACACCAGCGCGAGAGCUCCCACGAGGUACAGCGGCGGGCCGACGUUCUUGAUCAAGUCCUGCACACCCGGAUCACGCCAGUCGAACGGGUUGAACACCGACAGCAGCUCAGACGACGAUGUCAGCGACUCCAGCACAUCGCCGUGGCUCUGCACUCUGGAUGGGGUGCUGGGCGGCGGCGUGACGGCCCUUGGGCUGAGAGGGGAGGGCUUGACAGGGGAGAUAAAGGCAUCCCCAGCCCCCAGUGAGGCGCAUGAGCACAGGAGGGCCGACAGGAGAGUGGAAGGGCGGCUGAUUCUGAAACGAUCAUGCUUCAUUGGGCAGAUCACAGACUGAACCAUCUCAGGGGCUGUGGAAAGGCUGCAGCGGGGAAAAAAGCGAACUCAAAGGAGCUCUUGAAAAG
Vitrella brassicaformis is the source of this 1680-nucleotide messenger RNA. The record is from the annotation of a GenBank genome assembly. NCBI's taxonomy places the organism in Eukaryota, Vitrellaceae.